Gorilla gorilla gorilla (western lowland gorilla) is the source of this 1397-nucleotide messenger RNA. It is a transcript of the gene RRP36, whose product is annotated as ribosomal RNA processing 36. The record is from RefSeq and is a predicted model, not a curated record. The coding region runs from base 264 to 1025 and encodes 253 amino acids. Lineage: Eukaryota; Metazoa; Chordata; Mammalia; Primates; Hominidae. Gene Ontology annotation, biological process: maturation of SSU-rRNA from tricistronic rRNA transcript (SSU-rRNA, 5.8S rRNA, LSU-rRNA). The transcript has 7 exons. Gene Ontology annotation, cellular component: nucleolus; 90S preribosome.
CCAAGGGUAUUAGGAAACCAAAUGCCACCAAGGCCUGGUCCAAGCUUCUCGGGCGUGGAACCCAGCGCCCUGCGACUCGGGCAGAAGGUUGUGACAAUGUCUCCAGAGCGGGCUAUCCUUUGGGCCCGGCUCCCUGGCCCCCGGCCGCGCAGUUUUCUGCCCAUUCGUCACCACGUUGAGACCGGGAACGCCGGAAGAGGCGGGGCAGGGGCUGCCGUGAGCGGAAGCGGCGCCAUUCGUCUGCCGAGCGCUACUGCUAGCUGAUGCCGGGAGCUAACUACCGCGCUGGGGCCCGACGUCCCCGCGGGGCCCGGGACCGCGAAGAGGACGGCGGGGGCCUGGAGCCCGCGGCCGUGGCCCGCGACCUAUUGACGGGCACAUCUAACAUGUCAUUUGAGGAGCUGUUGGAAUUGCAGAGCCAAGUGGGGACUAAGACCUACAAACAAUUGGUAGCUGGAAACAGCCCUAAGAAACAAGGUUCUAGACCACCUAUCCAAAAUGCAUGUGUUGCAGAUAAGCACAGGCCUCUGGAAAUGUCAGCCAAGAUCCGAGUACCAUUUUUACGUCAGGUUGUUCCCAUUAGUAAAAAGGUAGCCCGGGACCCUCGCUUUGAUGAUCUGUCAGGGGAAUAUAAUCCUGAGGUGUUUGACAAAACAUACCAAUUCUUGAAUGACAUCCGAGCGAAAGAGAAAGAGCUUGUGAAAAAACAGUUGAAGAAGCACCGUUCAGGAGAGGAGCAUGAGAAACUGCAGCAACUGCUUCAGCGAAUGGAGCAGCAAGAAAUGGCACAGCAGGAACGAAAGCAACAGCAGGAGCUGCACCUGGCCCUGAAGCACGAACGUCGGGCUCAGGCCCAGCAGGGCCAUCGGCCAUACUUCCUGAAGAAAUCUGAGCAGCGCCAGUUGGCACUAGCUGAGAAGUUCAAGGAGCUGAAACGCAGCAAGAAAUUGGAGAACUUCUUGAGUCGAAAGAGGCGACGAAAUGCAGGCAAGGACAGGAGACAUCUCCCUUUGAGCAAAGAGUAAUAAGGAACUAUCGUCUGCUCUGCCACUGCCCCAGGGAGACAUGGAUCUGUGAGGACAGAUUUGGCCACAGCUGGUUUCCAUUCAAGGGCAAGGAUCACAGCUGCCCUUGAAUCUCAUUGCCUCAGAGAAGACUAGAGGGCUCUUGGACUAUCCCUAGGGCUACACAAGAAUAGUUCAGCCUUCUGCCAUGACACACAAGCCUCAGCUUGAAUCUGGUUCAUUGUGUCCUCGUGUUCUUCUCUCAUCCUUGCCUUCAACCAGGGAUUCUGAUACCGAAGAAGAGGGGCCAAUGAAAACCAUGGAGUCUGUUCGUGACUCCCAGGACUGGGACAUUAUGUAGGAGCCACUUCAUAAACAUUCUCUUUACUCAUC